This is a messenger RNA of Labrus mixtus (cuckoo wrasse), 4986 nucleotides long. RefSeq names its product latent transforming growth factor beta binding protein 3 (gene ltbp3). The transcript is spliced from 29 exons. The coding region runs from base 368 to 4105 and encodes 1245 amino acids. Gene Ontology annotation, molecular function: calcium ion binding. Lineage: Eukaryota; Metazoa; Chordata; Actinopteri; Labriformes; Labridae. The record is from RefSeq and is a predicted model, not a curated record.
AAGAAGAAGAAGCAGAAGCAGAAGAAGAAGAAGAAGAAGAAGAAGUAGAAAAGAAAAACGGAGUAAGAAGAGCGACAGAAAGUGAGGACAACUUUCUCAACAACAGCACCGAGGACGAGGAGUAACUUCUGAAGAUGUCAAACGUGUCGCUUUUGCAGACGGAUCACUUGGGAGCGCGAGGAAAGUGAUUUUUUUUUUUCUGAAGGAGAAAACAGGAGGGAGGACGCGUGUUUUUUUUUUUUUUUUUUUUUCUCCGCCGUAUGAGACGUCAGAAAUCAGCCUGGGUUAACAAAGCAAGCGCCUCAGAGCUGGAGCUGGUGAUUUUAAUGUGCCCGGGUCUUAGUGGAGGGCAGUGAAGGAUGCCAGGAUGCCCUCUCUGAUCCCCCAUCUGCUUGUCAUCUGGCUCAGCGUCCACAGGCUGGCGUGGUGCACGGAGCGCUCCUCCACACGGGAGCGCUUCAAGGUGGUCAUCGCUCCUCUCAUCUGCAAGCGGAUCUGCCUGAAGGGCCAUUGUCAGGAUACGUGCGAGCAGGGCAACAACACCACGCUGAUCGCCGAGAACGGCCAGGGCGCCGACACGCUGAUCGGACAGGGCUUCAGGGUCGUUGUGUGUCCCCUGACGUGCCUGAAUGGAGGAGUAUGCAGCUCGAGGAAGCACUGCCUGUGCCCUCCUGGGUUCACUGGACGGCUCUGCCAGCUUCCGCUCCCGCAGACGCAACAAGCUCAGGCAGCGCGGGGGAACGAGUCGCCCAUCUACCCCAUCGCUUUGAAACGAGACGGCUUGAAACUAGGGGAGCAGUCAAGCAUAGGGCUCACGCAGACGCACUCAGUCUUCACCCUGCCCUUCUCGCCGGAUGUGCAGGUUAAAUUCCGUGUUCACCACACAGCGGACACCUCUGUAGUCAUUCAACCGCUGGACCCAUCGGAUGUCAAGCCCCCCCUCAAGACAGGGCCACGCCCGAUCCCCACGGGGCACAAACCAAAGGGCCGCUGCUUCCAGGAGACCACGCAAAAGCAAGCUUGCAACAGCACCCCGCUGCCUGUUCUGACCAAUCAGGAGGACUGCUGCGGUAGUGUGGGGAAUUCAUGGGGACAAAAUAAGUGUUAUCAGUGCCCAAAACUCCCAAAUGCAUCCGUCAAGCACACCAUUGUGGAAGAUUACGGCUCUACAUGUCCACAAGGCUACAAAAGAUUCAACAGCACUCACUGCCAAGAUAUCAACGAGUGCUCCAUGCAGGGUGUGUGUCAGAACGGAGACUGUCUGAACACGCUGGGCAGCUUCAAAUGUUCCUGCAAGGCCGGCUUUGUGCUGGACAGGAAUCGAUGUGUUGCCUCCUUGACUCCUCUGUCAGAGUCUCCAGCCGAGCAGGCUCAGUGCUUCCUGAUGGCGUCGGACACCAGGGGCUGCGAACACCCUCUGCCCACUUACGUCACACAGGAGAUGUGCUGCUGCACUGUGGGCAAAGCCUGGGGCCGCAGCUGUGAACGAUGUCCUCAGGUGGGCACAGUGGCCUUCAGUAAGAUCUGCCCAGCAGGGAAAGGCUACUUCCUUCAAAACAUAAGAGAGACCGUGGCCUUCCCUCCCAUCAAUUUCCCCCGCAAGCCUGAAAAGAAGGAACCAAAGCGGCCGGAAAGGCGUCCAGAGGUGACGACCGCUCCUCCGCUGGCUCCCACCAGCACCAACAGUCCUCGUGUGCCGGUUGUUAAACCCACCCCUCCAACAAUCAUCAGAAUGACCCCAGAAAAUCACCCCUUCGAAACACAGACUAAAGUCUUCCCAGCGACAGAUGAAUGCAAGCAAAGCAGGAACAUCUGUGGUCAUGGAGAGUGUGAGAACAGCCUGAACGGCCACAUCUGUCACUGUCACCCCGGCUACCGUCUCAACCCGCAGAGGAACAUCUGUGAGGAUAAUAAUGAAUGUGAGUCAGAGCCAUGCGGUCACGGCAGAGGACAUUGCAUCAACACAGAUGGAGGUUACAAAUGCCACUGUCGUCAGGGCUAUAAACACAUGGUGCAGCAUGGCAGACUCAAGUGCGUAGAUGUGAACGAGUGCUCUAAGCCGGACAUCUGCGGUCUCGGAGGCCAGUGUUUGAACCUCCCCGGGUCUUAUAAAUGUGAAUGUCACAGCGGCUUUAAGAGCAAGUCACACCGUCACCCAGCCUGUGAAGACAUAAAUGAGUGUUUGAAUCCCGAAACCUGUCCCAAUGAGCAGUGCGAGAACACACCCGGCUCAUACGAGUGCGUUCCUUGUCUGCCUGGUCACGAAGCUCAUUCUGGCAUCUGCUAUGACAUUAAUGAGUGUCACAAGCCCGGCAUCUGUCCUAACGGCCGCUGUGAGAACCUCUCUGGUACUUACCGCUGCCUGUGUAACGAGGGCUUCCUCCCAAACUCAGACAGCAAAGGCUGCAGCGACAUUGACGAGUGUGAGGACCACAGACUGUGUGCUUACGGUCACUGCCUCAAUACAGAGGGCUCCUUCCAGUGUCAGUGCUACCCAGGAUACCAGCGCACACAGGAAGGCAGCCACUGUGAAGAUAUAAAUGAGUGCGAGAGGCCAUCAAACUGUCAGCGCGGCCGCUGUAUCAACAGCAUGGGCUCAUACCACUGCGAGUGCCAGAAAGGCUACACGUUAGUCGGAGGCCGGAGGUGCCAAGACAUAGACGAGUGUGCCACAGACAGAAGUCUCUGCCAGCCCUACGGAUCUUGUGAGAACAGACCGGGCUCUUACUUGUGUGUCUGCAAUCACGGUUAUGUCCUCUCGGAGGACAAACACAGCUGCGAGGCGGUUCAUGUGCAGAUUGAUGAGAAGAAGGAGUGCUACCUGAACCUGGACGACACCGUGUUCUGUGACAGCGUCCUCGCCACCAACGUCACCAAGCAGGAGUGCUGCUGCUCCAUCGGAGUGGGAUGGGGAGAUCACUGUGAGAUCUACCCCUGUCCUGUCUCCCACUCAGCCGAGUUCCACUACCUGUGUCCAAACGGUCAAGGUCUCUACUACGAUGAAGGACUCAUGUACAGCCUGCCUGCCUACCAUGAUAUCGAUGAGUGUGCUUUGUUUGCUGAUGAAAUCUGCAAGAAGGGUCGCUGUGAGAACACGCUGCCGGGCUAUGAGUGCUACUGUCAACAAGGCUUCUACUAUGACAACAACCUUCUCGAGUGCAUUGACGUAAACGAAUGCCACGAUGAGUCCAUGUGUACCAACGGUCAGUGCGUGAACACCGAAGGCUCCUUCUACUGCAACUGUAACCGCCCCUGGUCUCCAGACACCAACAAGAAGAAGUGUGUGAUGACAACAAUAGCAGAUGUGAACGAGUGUGAGGACCCUGAAAACUGUAAGAACGGCCACUGUGUGGACACUCCAGGGUCGUACUACUGCAUCUGCUCUCUGCCUUGGACCCUGGCUACUGAUCGCAACAGCUGUGUGACUCCUGAGGAGCAGGCUGAUGUGAAUGAGUGCCAGGACCCCUCGUACUGUAAGAAUGGGAGGUGUGAGAACACGCCCGGCUCCUUUCACUGUUUUUGUGACCCUCCCCUCACCUUCAGUGCAGCGCUGAAACAGUGCGUCUAUGACGAUCGCACCGCAGCCCACAAAGACGUGUGCUUCCUGCAGGUCGACGAAGGUCUGAUCUGCAGCGAGCCCAGGAACGGCAUCGUGGUGACCUACUCAGAGUGCUGCUGUCACUACGGUCGAGGCUGGGGACCUGAGUGUAACACGUGUCCGCCCAGAAACUCAGAGAUGUUCAGUCGUCUGUGUGAGAUGCAUCUGGAGACUGAGUCUGAUGGGGAGCAGGAUUUCCUUGCAGCUUUUGCCAACUACAACCCAGGCGACAGUUCAGAGGAGGAUUCAGACGAAUGCAGCUGUGCCAACGGUCGCUGCGUCCGCUCCUACCUUGGCACCAUGUGUGAAUGUAACACAGGCUUCAGAUUGGACCACUCCCGCACCCGCUGUAUAGACAUUGACGAGUGUGCAGAACCCGGAGCUCGGGUGAGUCCGUGUAAGAACGCUCGCUGUGUGAACACCGCCGGAUCGUACAAGUGCUUCUGCAAACACGGCUUUGUGGCCACACGCAGGCCGAACAUAUGUGUCCGUCGUAGGACCCGGUAACCUCUGUGUGUCUUUCAGUCUAUCCCUCUCCACAGUACAAGACAGACUCAAACACGCCUGUACAUGCAGUUCUUGUUCAUAGUACGAACAGGAGACUGUGUGUAUGAACUCCUAAAAAAAAAAGGAGUUCUAAUCAGCAGCCAAAUCAUAGCACGGGCUGAUAUAAAAUGUACAAAACAUAUCACCGUCAGCUCCUCUUUCGCUCGCCAUUUUACGAUGACAGAAAUAACCAUUACAGUUCAGAUGUUUGUUAAACAUUUUUGUAAUUAUUGUUGUUUUUUUAAACCGUUUUUGUUAACUUUAAAUUGUGCUUCUUUGUGUUAUUAUUUGUUUUAUUUGAUCUCCCUGUUGCAUCGAUGUUUUAUUUUGAAAUGGAAUUUCAGAUCCAAAGAUCUGCCUGGUAUUCUGGAUGUCUUCUUCAGCCCAUUCAACAUUUUGCAUAACGCCGUGAGAAGUCGGUAUUCCCCUUUACAUUCCCCUCUCUUCCAUGUUUGCUCUUUAACCGACGUCAUCUGAAGCAUAUUUUCUUACAACACAAUGUUCUUCUGUUGUUAUUGUACAGUUUGUUCGACGGAUCCUCGGCUUCUGUAAGAAUGGUCCUUGUACUAUCCCUGUUUAUUUGUUGAUGUAAAGAAAAUGACAAACCUGAAGUUUUUGUAUAAUUUGACAUGUGCGACUAAGUGGACUGUAAGCUAGAAAAAGAAGUCAUGCACUUAACAAAGAGAAUGGCAGAAAUAGUUGCUCAAUUUAGCCUUUUCUGGAAAAAAAAAACCCAACAAAGUUUGACAUCUGUUGUCAUGAAUGCUGCAUCAAGUAUGUUGAAAAAACCAAAGAUGUUUUGAACAAGAAGAAUUUUAAUUAAAAAAAUGAUGUUAACCACG